AAUUACAAGUCUCCUUUUGCAUUGAAUUACCAUGACUGUUGGCUGCUUGAAUGAAAAAAGAAGUAAGGAGGCAUCCAUCGUUCUUUCGCUGUGUUUCUCCUCGUCUGGUUUAGCAGCUGUAACAGGAAACGCAGUUGUGUUAUGGUUGUUCUUCAGAAAUGAGUCUUUACGUACAAUUUCCAACCGAUUCCUAGCCUCGUUGUCUGUAGCAGACUUUUUAGUUGGACUUGUAAUAGACCCUAUUUGGAUCACCUUUAGAUGUCUGAUCCAGCCGUCAAAUGUGACCCAAGCCGCCUUGAAUAAGUUUAUGGACAUGUUGUGGAUUCACACUACCGCUGCUACAACGCUUAACCUAUGCUGUGUUUCCGUGGAUCGCUUCAUAGCCAUUCGGUUUCCUUUCCGUUAUCAGGACAUUUUAACCAAGAAGACAUGUCAUAGCCUCAUUGCCGUGGUGUGGUUUACAUCAUUGCUUCUUCUUUGUCCGGUCAUUUUUGUAAAUGCUGAAAACUUGUGGUCAUUCGUAUCGCUUGUCACAUUUUGCAUCCCCACAACUGUCAUGGCGGUAUGCUACUUUUGGAUUUUCAAGGCCGCAAGCAAUCAAGCCCGAAGAAUGACGGGGGGAAAUAAGCAUCGUGCGGACGAAAGACGAAGUACUUUUCCAAGCCGUAUAAUACAAAAUUUUAAAGCUAUCAAAACCAUAGGUUUCGUGUUGGGUGUCUUUGUCGUUUCUUGGAUGCCUUGCCUUGCCCUAUCCAUUGUGCACGAGUUUUCUGCGAGUAAUCCGUGCACCGAUGAAAAGUUGUAUAAUGUUGCAUGGCCAUGGAUUGAGGCAGUCGCGCUUUCAUCGUCAGCCAUCAACCCAUGGGUUUAUUUUUUCCGUAAUGGCGAAUUUCGUCAGGCUUUGCAUCGCAGUAUUCGAAGGUAACCCGAAAAAUCUGAUCGCCUACCGUGCAAAAUAUUAACAGGAUGACGGGCGUGGUUAGACUGCACUUUUAAAUUCGCCACAAGUUCGCCAGCAAUUGGCGUUAACUAUGAUCGCGUGUGCGAGUGGCAUUGUUCAUUUAGGGAAAGAAAUUUUUUUAGGAUCUCUUUUUGUGUUAGUUUCUUCGUAUCACCGCUUUGGUGGUGUUUUUGCUGAUCAUUUCUCGAGUAGUUUUUCUUUAUAACCGCUCGUAAACCCGUACAACGUAUUGGGGCUACCCCCAUACUUUAAGUUCAAGAUUAUCCCCAGCACCGCACCAUUUCCUCAACGAAAGGAAUAAUGAAGGUAUAAUGAUGAAAAUGAAGAUUAGACUUACACCAGUUGUCUUGAUGGAUCGCUUGUUCCUAUCCAAGGUAGCUGUUACACAAUGGUGACGGAAAGGGAAGGGACAAUUUAAGUGCGAAGAUUCGGUCGUUUUCUUUAUUUUCGCCAGUCAAGCAGGAUCCUUACUCCCGUGUAGUUCCCAUUGUCUCUCUGUUGUCAGAACUUCAUCUCCAUC
This is a messenger RNA of Pocillopora damicornis (cauliflower coral), 1481 nucleotides long. RefSeq names its product beta-1 adrenergic receptor-like. The record is from RefSeq and is a predicted model, not a curated record. Gene Ontology annotation, biological process: G protein-coupled receptor signaling pathway. Gene Ontology annotation, molecular function: G protein-coupled receptor activity. Gene Ontology annotation, cellular component: membrane. NCBI's taxonomy places the organism in Eukaryota, Metazoa, Cnidaria, Anthozoa, Scleractinia, Pocilloporidae.